ACGAGGCAGCCCAAAGCCAAAGGCAAAGCCAAGAUAGCCAGCCAGAUAUCCAGCCAGCCAGCCAGCCAUCCAGCCAGCCAAUCACGGCCGGCAGACAGCAGCAGCAGCAGCAGCAAUCGGCGAGACAAUCCCAGCACAACAGCAUCGCAUCCAGCGUCCAGUCUCAGUCUCAUCAGUCAAUCCAAGAGUCGAUAGUCAGAGCUCACUCUACCCGCUCGCUGGAGGAUAUCUUUGCGCUUGGCGCUUUAGUUUCAGUUCGCAUUUGGACGCGUGCUGUUGCGGCCACGCCGAGAGUGUAAUCGGAAUCGGAAUCCAGUGCGCGAAUACUUGUAGCAGCGAGCGAAUGUGUCGCGUGUACAACAACAAUCAAUUUUAAAUCAAAACUCAUAUAUAUAUAUAUACAUAUAUACUCUAUAUAUAUAUAUAUACAUAUAUGUUCGUAUACAUAUAGCUAUACACGUGUCUGAAGUUCAGUGACAAGCCGCAAUCUUACACAAAUAAUAUAUAGCACAACAUAAAUGCUUAUACAGUACAAACAUAUGUAUACACACAACAAAUGUGCAUAGUAAUCGUGUAAAAAUUUGAUCAACGAAAUAAUUACUACACGAUUCUGACCCGCAAAGUUCACGCAUCGCAUUUUCAAUAAAUAUAAAUAAAUAAUUGUGCGACCGAGUUUUUAGUUGUUGGUGUGAUAGAUCACAGCGAACAAAUUUUUAUAGACACAACGCAAAAAAACCCACAUAUUGAAUUUACAUUACAACGAAAUGAAGCUGUUUGCAGUAUUCUUGGCAUUAACGUUGUAUGCGCUGACUCUGGUGCAGUGCCUCAGCCUGCCCGAUCCCAAUGUGAAGUGUGCCAUGGAGUGUGAUACGCAGGAGAACAAAUACAUAUGCGCUGCGGAUGACAAAGGCACCACUAAAACCUAUCGCAAUGUUUGCAUAAUGAAGACGGAGAAUUGCCUGCAGAAUGCAAACUUUCAAAAGAUCAGCGAUAAGGAGUGUCCAUAGAUGCUAGACUCGAAUCCAUUUUCUUGACAGUGCGCAAAUCUGGAGAACGAUGGGAAACUUAAGCUUGGAGAAGAUUUGGGCAAAGACGUCGCUAAGUUUGUUGGAUUCUUUUCUUGCGUGGUAUUUGUGUGUGAUAUUUUUAAGUUGUGCUUCUGCAGAAUACAAAACACGCCCCAAACCCCCCAAAACCCCACCCAAAAACCCUAUCCCCCUUGCAAAUCCACA
Messenger RNA from Drosophila grimshawi, 1232 nucleotides. RefSeq lists its product as uncharacterized. Gene Ontology annotation, molecular function: protein binding. Lineage: Eukaryota; Metazoa; Arthropoda; Insecta; Diptera; Drosophilidae. The record is from RefSeq and is a predicted model, not a curated record. The transcript is spliced from 4 exons. Bases 765 to 1007 code for a protein of 80 amino acids.